UCUUUGUUACAGGUGGAUGCCACCGAUCCCGAUUGCGGCGUAAACUCCAUGGUCAAUUAUACGCUGGCCGGCGGUCGACUGGAGACUGAACAGUUCCUGGUGCGCAGCGACACGGGGGAUAUUUGCAUCCGGUCGUCGCUGGACAGAGAAACAGUGCCCUAUCUGGAACUACCUGUUAUUGCCACCGAUAGAGGGGGAUUAAGUACGGUGGCGAUCGUACGCAUCCAGGUGACGGACGUGAACGACAACCGGCCGAUUUUCAGGCCGCAGCGGUACAAUGUGACCCUGCGCACCGACAGCGCGAUGUACAAUCCGAUCUUGAAGGUGGUGGCGACCGAUCUCGACGCCGGCCUCUUCGGCCAGGUCGCCUAUCGCAUCACCAGCGGCAACGAGGCGUGUCGCGGCCGAAUCUGCUCUCGCGCUCGCCGCUGUAUCAAAUCAACGUGA
Molecule: messenger RNA, 447 nt
Organism: Vollenhovia emeryi
Lineage: Eukaryota; Metazoa; Arthropoda; Insecta; Hymenoptera; Formicidae
Product: protein dachsous-like
Exons: 3
Coding region: 49-447 (132 amino acids)
Biological process (GO): homophilic cell-cell adhesion
Cellular component (GO): cell-cell junction; plasma membrane
Molecular function (GO): calcium ion binding
Source: RefSeq, a predicted model, not a curated record